Xyrichtys novacula (pearly razorfish) is the source of this 24117-nucleotide messenger RNA. The record is from the annotation of a GenBank genome assembly. Lineage: Eukaryota; Metazoa; Chordata; Actinopteri; Labriformes; Labridae.
AAAAAAUCGAAGAAGAAGAAGACGCUAACACGCGCGGAAGUGUUUUGGUUUAUAGCGGUGCAUGGGGUCGAGCAGUAAUGCGCACCUAGUUUUAUUCUUCGUUUUAAUAGCAACUAAAGCCAAAUCUUUCUUGAAGCUUUUUCUAUUAGAAAGCUGUCAGCCGCCGAAGUGUGUUUUACACCGGAGUUUUAAUCCAGUGAAGAAGAAAGCUAGUUAGCAUUUGAGCUAAACUCAGUUGUUGUUGCUGGUCAAAGUAGUUUUAGUGUUUCUGUCUUGUAAGGACUUACCGGGACCUUAAGGAGACAGACUUUCAGAAUAAUGUGAGAAUAAAAAACAGAUUUUUUCCCGCUCCCGCAGGUACCAAGCCGACACUAAAUGGAUUUUCACGACACAGCAUUGCUGGUAUACUAUUAUGGUGACUUAUACACUAAUUGAAAUAUUGUGUUGUGUGUUUUCCAGGUGUAGAUUGUGCGACUUAUGGCUGGAUUCUUUAUUUUGAGAUUUGUUCACUUGCUGUGGAAAAGACCGCUAAGGAAACAAGUCUGGACAAGACCAUACAACAGCUCCUUUGUGGUGUCAGCUCAGGCUGUGUUGUAAGUAGACAAACUUACAAACUGAAAAGAUCAUAACAAUAGUUAUAGAUUGGUAACCUUUCUGUAAAAUGAGAUAACUGGCUCGGGUGGCCUGAUCUUGGGCAGAUUGUUCUCCCCAAAAUAUAACCUGAUAGGGGAGAGUGGGGUAAGAUGAGCCAUUUUUCAUAUUUCAGAUCACUACAUCAAGGUAAUCAUGGUUUUGUCUCUAACUAGUGUAUCUGCAUAUAUUUCGAGAUGGUGUGCAUCCCUGCAAACCAACAAAAUUAGUGUAAACAUAACUGUCUUGAUAAUAUAGCAUGCCAAAAAAAAGUGGUCUCCUAUGGUCAACUCACCCUGUGUAUGGGGUAAGUUGACCAUAGGAGUGGGGUUAUUUGAGCCCUCCCUCACCUUCUCUCCCUAAAUAACAGUCACUUCUUCACAUACAUGUGUAUUUUUAUAUAUUAUACGCUAUUCAACUGGUACAAUAAUUCUUUUUAUUAUUAUUGGAUAUAACUGUUGAAAAGCUGUUUUGUAAAAAGCCAUUUGAACAUGAGAAUGCCUUUAAGUGAUUCAGAACACAUACAGCUGCAUUUUUGAAAAGAAAAAGUAAAACAUUUCAACAAUCUGAACUGAAACUCUGAUCUUCUCAUCAGACUCCUUUACUUUCUCAGUUGAGUCAUUGGCUCAACUGACCCCAGAACUACUAUUAUGACUAUUAGUCCUCUAAGCUAAAAUGGUGGACUUACUAGGGUUUUGACCACGUUGUAGCUCAUAGAUACCACAAUUGAUGUAUAAAACAAAUUUAAAAUGAUCUUUUUGGUCCGAACACAAUUCUAACAAGAUACGGUUGUGACAUAUGAAAAUGGCAAAAAUGGGCCGAAAGCAGCGGAAUAACUCUUUAAUCAUGCGUCUGAGAAAAAAGUCCAAGUGCGCAAAAUCAAAGAUCUCGUUAAGAUACACGUGCCUGUAAAAUUUCAUGCAUAUCUGAAAAAGUCGACGUUCAUGGUGCUCUGUAGGGGGCACUAGCAAGCCAUUUUUUAUCACUUUUUUUUGGGGUCACUGUAAAACAUCGCAGUUUUCGUCGGGACUGACCUGCCUGCAAAUUUUUGUGAUUUUUGAGGUUGUUCAGGGGGUCAAAUUUGUGUUUUUGGAGGCCGUAAAAUAAUAAUAAUAAUGAUAAUAAUAGCAUUAAAGCACUAAAUAACUCUGAUAUAAAAUUGAUACAGAGAUUGUUGAGAGUGUUGGUCUGAGCCAGAGUCAGAAAUGCUUUCUCCUUUUGUAGACUGACCGCAUUUUUAGAUGUUGGACCUUUCGUGAAGCGACCCAGAACUGAAACCAUUUCCCCAACAGCAGCCCCCUCACAUUCACCCAAAGGUAGUUUAUUCAGAUUGCUUUUUUUGACUACUUUCUUUUUUACUUUUUUAAACACAAUGUACUCUUAUUUUACUGUCUACAGGUGUUCACAGCAAGGACUAUGAGACAGUAGACCAAGAAAGAAGGAGGAACAUUGCAGAGACCAAGAUGGAUACAAGGCCAAAGUCUAGAUCAGAUAACCUGCGAAGAGUAAAGACGAAAAGUCACCAUCCAAGAAUCGGCUCUAAACAACAACACCAACAAAAGUUCAGAAAUGUUCUUGAGCAGUGGCUGGUUAAGCCUUCAGAAAAUGCAAAUACAGCAGAAGUGCGCCAAACCCAAGAGGAUGUAGAAAUGACUGAUGAAGGUGACCCCCAGAGUACCUCAGCUCAGAUUCAGGACCACCAAAAAGAGGAAAAAACUCUCAUCUCCGACUCUGAUGAGGAAACUCAACUCUUAACACCACAAGACAUGGAUGAAGAAAAUCCUGUGGCACCAGUUUUAAAGAAACGUGUGGAAAGUGAAGUUCUACAAACACCACUCAAGCAUGAUAGUGGUGUAGAAAAACAAGAUGAGGAGAUGUGCUUGGCUGCUUCAGAGGGCUCUGUCAAACAAAACACCAAAAUAACAGACUUCUUUUCAGGAAUCCCGUCCUCAUCUGGUUUACCUGUGAGAAAAGGUAGACCACAAAGGUCUCCAGAGAACAAAGACGCAGAUAAUGGAACUACAUCUCCUGCUGCCAAGCCUGAUGUUAAAUGGCUGGGAACUCCUAUUGAUGAGCUAAAGAGGAUGCCUGAAUGUGGCAGACCAAUUCCUCCGCUGAGGGAUGUUCCUGGACAGCACACAGUGAUGAUAAGGGUUUGAGAAGCUUUUUUUAUUAAAGCACCUCUAGAGACAAAGCGAUUCGUUUUUAAAUGAAAUACAAUCGCUCUUGUGUGGAUAUACAGCUGAGUUGAAGCGGUUGUUUGACUGGUUGAUGGAACCCAACUUUAACAUAAAUAAAAUUUGCCGACCAGAAUGAGGAACUGAGAUGUAUAAUUAUUUUACCUCUUGUAAAUCAGGGUUCCCUAAAAAGUGGGGUUAUGUCUUCGCUUCUUUUAGCAGUAUGUUAGAUUGAUAGAUAUGUAUGUUUUCAGCCCCUGAGGAAAAUUCAGAUCAGGGUUUUGGAAAGAUUUGUAAUCCUGCAGGACAUGUGUUAACACACAAAAACUAAUAUUCAUCCUAAUAUGAAUAAAUAAGAUAAUAAUAUGGUCAUAAUCAUCACCGUCAUCUCUGGCAUUUUCACUGAUCUGUAUUUUACUGUCAUGCAUUUUUUUCUCCAUCCUUCCUUUUGACAGACAGACCUGCUUCAGGACGGUAAAGUCCCUGUGCCAUAUCCUACUCGAUUUAAAGACACCUGGGAUGAUGUCCAUGUCAAGAUGCCCUGUUCCAGUAUGAGUCUGUUUCCUGUCGUGAAUGAGGUAAUGACCCCUGUGCUCAUAUAAAAAAACAGUAAAAAAAAAACGGAUUAUGUAAUAAAGAUACAAGAAUCACACAUUAAAACAUGUGCUAUGUCUCUUAAUUGUACAGAUGAAGAUAUUCAGAAUAUGCAGGAACAGAGAUCUUUUAAAAAACAAAGAUUCAGGACUAGAUUGAUGGAACGUUGUAUUUCUGUAAAAGCAAUCAGUUUAUGGAACAAUCUGAACAAAGACAUUAAAGAAUCCAAGUCAAACAUUACUUUUAAAAUAAUAAUUAAAGCCAGUAUGUUAAGGAAAUAUGUUAGUUAUACCUGAUUAUCAUACCACUGUAAUUUUGUUGUUUGAGUGGCAUUAACUGAAUUGUAACUUGGGAACUAAAUGGUAUAUAACUGUCUGUGGUGGCCAGCAGCUAUAUUUUGAGUUUAUUAUAUAUAUUUUUUGUUGUGUUUUGUUUACGCUGUUGUUGCUUUUUUUAUUUUCGUUUAUUUUAUCAUUUUAAGUUUGUUCUUUGUAAGUUGAUUUCUGGGGAUAAAGGCUCAGAAACAACAUGAUACAUGUUACGGAUACAAACACACUUGAAUUCAGUAUGCAGAUAUUUAGCAGUUUGUGUUUUUACAGGAAACUCAAGAACUGCAGAACACAAGUCGGUGGGAGUUGAUCGUGGAAACUUUAAGCAAGGAAUUCACGGAUCCACAGGAGCUGAAGGUAAGUUUUUUUUUUUAGUUAUCUCAGUUUCUUUUCUCAGAGCAAAGUGCACAGAUCAUUUUAGAUGCUGUUACCAGAAUUGUCCACAAGAUGGCGCCAUGAGCCUAGAAACUGUUUGCCAGUUCUAGGCACCCUGUUCAUUUUUUUGUUUUGUUUUUGCUGCCUAUCCACGACAAUAAUAAUCAAAUGGUUUUUUUUUUUUCAGAGUGCCAUUUUGAAAUACAGUGCCUCAAAUGCCAAAAAGUGGGACUUCACUGCGUUAUGUUUGUACUGCACCAAGGUAAAUAAUGAGAACCUCUUCGUAAAGUUUACUGAACUCAAAAUCAGAAUUUAAGUUUUAAAAAAAAAAUGUUUUUAAUUGAGCACUUCUGGGUAAUUUAACUGACACCAACAUGCAUACAUGUAAAUACAGAAGGCCCCAUAAUUAAGUCGUUAAAGGCUUUGCCGUGCAGACUAAUGACACAUCAACUGUUCAAUGGUGACACUUGAUUGCUCGACAGAAGGCGUCGUUAACCAAUGACAAGGCUCCUCUUUGAGCGUGUCAGAGGAAGGACAGAUGGCUCAUUAGUUAGUAAUGACAGUAUCUUCAGUUUGUGGGGGACAUGAUGGUACAGAUGUUUCAUUUGACACCAGACCAGCCUGAGCUCGGUAUAAAGCUUAUGUAGGUGCCAUUUAGAAUAAUUGUCAAUUGAUCGAAUCAAUACUGUACAUUCAUCUCUUUCUGGAGAAUAAAUUCAAAGCUAUUUGAAUAUUUUCCUUGUUUUUUCAAUAACUGAAAACAUCUAUCAGUAAGUGUUAAAAGGUUUGUCUACUUUGUCACAAGAUGAUCAAACUUCUGCUUUUGCAAAAUGUUGCUCCUUCAAAACUGCGGUAAUGCAAAAAAUUAUGAUUCAUUCGACCAUAUUUUUUUAUCCUGUGCUUUGUGGACAUCUGGCACUUUGGAAGUCUGUGGCCUGGAUCAUAGAGUUAUAUUUGAAAAAGUGUAAUUUAUGGGACUUUUAUCUUCUAGUGUCCACAGCUUUGUCAUUUUCUUUUCACAAGCCAAGGGUAAAAUAAGCCCCAGUUACAUCAUGAUGGCCAGAGCUCUUUUGGUUCAUUGGUUGUCUUCUCCAGACUCGUUUUGAGACCAUCCAUCAUCCGUGGUCUUGAUGGGUAAUGCGUCAUCCUGUGUAAGGAAUCAGGGAGGGCUGUACUACUGUCUGGCUCAUGAAAGGGAAGGGGAAUAUUCCAUUUGGAGGGAUGGGCGAGGUGUGACAUGACUGUUUGUUUGAUACAUAAAAGUCCUAAGCAUGUAUGACCUAAGCAUGUAACCUGCAUUUUUUUUUAUUUAUGGGAGUCGUCAGCCUGUUUUCUUCUGUUACAUGAUUGUGUGAUUUUUUUCCCAUCUCAGGGUAAAAGUACAUGUGACCCUUUUCCUUGAAUGCCAUUAUGUCAGAUGUGUUUCUGUCUUUUGCGCGAGAACAGUAAUGGAUUUCACAUGGGUGAAUGUUGGAGCCCUUCAGAAGCAAAGUGGGGGUCUGGGGAAACAUUUAAUCUUUUGCCAAAAGGUCACGUUUAGUAACUUGUCAGAAAUGAAAACAGUCGACAUUACAUCCUAGGGAAUUCUUAACCUCAGCCAUAAUCGAUUGAAUCACUCUUUAACUUUACAGUAUCAAGCUGAAUGUCAUAAAUCAUGUGAGAAUGGGAAUUGUAUUAGAUAAGAAUCUGGUGCUGACAGGGUUUAGCCAGAGGCCCAGUUCUGUUGUGGCAGCUUGAAUUGGAAUGCAUUCGGUGUUUGGAAAUAGAAACACUUGAUUUAAAUGGAUUCAACCUGCCUAAUAACAUCAUAGAUAUUAAGAUAGAGGCGGACACUACCACUUUGAAUACAACACCAGUUCUAAAAAGAUUGGGACACAGUACAAAAUAUUAAUAAAACAGAACUUAUCACUUGUUAGAAUUUAGAAUAGUUGUUUUACAAAAAAUAUGCUUAUUUUGAAUUCUAUUUUACACAGGGAAUCUCUUUCACCAUUGUGUUGCAUCACCUCUUCUUUAAACAGCAUUUUGUUAAUCUUUAGGAACCAGGGAAUCCAGUUCUUGAAUGCGGGAUAUUUGUCUGAUACUUGAAUUCCCCUUUAUCAUGUGUUUUGUCUUUCAUGGUGGGUAACAGGUUUUCAAUAGGUGACAAGUCAGGUCUGGAGGCAGUACCGUUAUGUUUUUGAAAUUCUGAGUCCAUGCUGUGAUUUCCACCACAGAGUCAUGUUUGUUUUUACUCUGUAAGCACCUAUGGUCCCAAAGAUAAUGGCCACCCUGUACUGUUUUGUUAGCCUUGUGGGUUUCAUUCAGACAUUUCUUAAAUUUUUCUAAAUUUUGUACUGUUGAUAAAAAAUAUUCUCAAAUUCCUUUAAAAAUCACUCUUUUGAGGAACAUGAUUAUGAAAUUUUUGAAUUAUUUGUUCUCUCUCUGCUAUAUCCAGACAUGUCACUUGUUAACCUGUUAUGAUCAAGCAUAACAUAGUAGUGUGGGAGUUUUGGUGUACCUGUUUCAACUUUUCUUUUCUAAUUUAGAAAAAGAACAUUUUUUUUGUAAUUGAGGUUUUUAUUCAACUUUUAUAUAUUAAACAUUUUACAGAAGAUAUUAAACUUCAGCACAAACAAAACAACCAUAUUGAUCACAAAUACGUAUACCAUAAACAAAAUAUGCAUAUAUAUUCACACAGAGCCCAACCCAUAAACAUGAAAAAGAACAUUUUUUAUCAAAUGUACAUUUUUGUUUCAACAUUUGUCAUGUCGCUGAACUUGUAUUUUUGAUUAAAUUUAGAGUUGAAAAGAUUUUUAAACCAUCUAACUUUAUUUCUAACAUUUUAUAAAGCAUCAGACUCCCAAUUUUCUUUUUUAAUUGGAGUUAAACCACUUUGCUUUUUCAUAAAAGUGAAACAAACAAAGAAUUUUGUGAACUUUUUUUUCAGUUAACAUGGUAAAACUGAGUUUGGUGUCAUACGUUGUAUAAUAGUCAAUGUUUGUAAUGACAGACACUUGCUGGUGUUUAAAAUCUGACUGUAUGGUGUUGUAGCUUGCAGUCACAGUUUCUUUCUUCUCCCUACUAAACAUAUCUGUAGUUCAGCUGAGUAAUGAAUCUGUUUUAAAAGUCUAAUAUGCAGAAUGGCUGGUAGCAAUCAGCUCAGACCUACAUUGUUUGAUCAAAAGUUGCUCAUACAGCCCACAGAAAACAGUGUUGGUGUUUGUUAAGACUCUUAAUUUAAAAAUCCAAUCACAGAGGAUCCAACAUGUUUGAUUCAUGUCCACUGCAUCACUCGAGCGAAAUGGGGGAAUAUCAAGAAGUGCAAUGUAAUGAACUCCAUUUCCUCCUGUGUUGCUUUUCUUCUGGAGAUGCCUGAUCGUAGAAAAAGCAGAACGAUUGUGAGUGUCAGAUAAAAGUAGACAUGAAUGGCAUAGAGUGACAGGCCAGGCAGCCUCAUUGAAUAUUCAUUUCAGCACGCGCACCUUAUGAAUAUCUGAGAAGCUGUUGACGGACAGCAUCGGUUUUUGUUCAUUUCUUUUCCUCCAGUUUAACCAGUGUUGUAUUUACGGUUAUGGGCUCUCCAGCGUUUUAUUUUCACACGGCUACACGUCCACAGAUGCAGUCAAGCAGAUUGCUUUAUUGCUCGGACCUGCAGGAAUCAGAACCACGGUGUGAAGUGUUGUAUUAAAUCUGUUUGGGGUAGCUCUUGUCUUUUCCACUGCCCACACCCCCUGCAUCUUGCUUGAUUACUUUGUCAGUUUGCUGUGAUGUACAGACCUGUAUCAAGUCAUACAGAGAGUUAGCCCGGUUGAUUUGAUGCACUGUCUUGCGCUGAUUUAAAGAGCUGGGCUUGUACCACCUCAGCUAUAUCCACCCGCCUCGCCCUGUCAACCGCCGUCAUUUAUUACGCCCAUAGGAGCAGUUUAUGAUGUCAACUAGGUCAUUACUUAUGACAGUGUUUAGUCAGGCUUCCUUUGCCAAUAAUAUAAAUGUCCUGGGCUAAAUCACCAGUCAAGGCUCCUUGUCCUGAGAACACACUGUCCUCUCUGUUUCAAAUGCUUGUUCAUUUGCAUCCCUUCCAGGAAGACCGUUAAAUCAGCUGGCAUGGCCGUGCAACCUUGAUGAAACCGCUCUGUGAUUGAUUUUUCUGACAUUUUGUGGCCAAUAUGGAGUAAAUAAGGGUUGCGUAUGCAGUAUAUUGUGCAUGAAACAAUGUAAAUAGACAGCUCUGUGGCGUUUAGAGGUUUUUAUGAUGGUUGAAUGUUCGGUUUUGAGUGAUUUAUUUUAGAUCGACUCUCAAGUUAAAGCCUCACGUAUCCCUCUCAAAUGCAUACUACGAGGUGAUAGUCAUGUUUCCCCAGCUUUCUUGACUUCUGCAUGUACAGUGAUGUGCGUAGUCUGCUCACAUAUUAUUUUUCUAUGUUGAUAAAACUGGAAUUUUUAUUAUUUAUGUAUGUGCCAUUUAGCUGUUGAAAAACAUAAUGUUCUUUUUCUUUACAUAAAGUACAUUAUGUAACAGACAAAAAAUGAUAAAAGUCAAAACUAACAAAUAAACACCCCAGACCUCCCUCCCUCUUCAACCAUAUUACAUUAUUAUUUUUUGUAUUAUCUGUGUUGUGCCAAUAUUUACACAAAUGCAAUACAUAUGUACAUAUAUAUGUACAUAUAUCAGGGGUGGGCAAUCAUGUGCCAUGGAGGGCCGAGAGGCUGCAGGUUUUCUUUCCAACCCUGAUUAGUCCCUGCUCUCUGCUUGGAGGUAAGGUUAUCAGUGAAAUCACCUGGUGGAGUUUUGGGUUGGAAAGAAAACCUGCAGCCUCUCGGCCCUCCAUGGCACAUGAUUGCCCACCCCUGAAUAUAUCAUAUACAAUACAUAUCUGAUCCGAUUACCGAUUAAUCAGCCGAUUUUUUAAUUUUUUUAUGAAGUUAUAAAAAAUAUAUAUUACCCACAGAAUACUAUAUACUGUAGAUAUCCUGUAGGCUACUGCUCUUCACGCCGACAGGAAGACUGACUGAUCAAACUCGGACCAGAAAAGCGUUUUCAACUACCCUCCACUUACGCCGAUCGGUACUUCUGCCGAUCGGUACCUCUGCCGAUCGGAAACCUGCGUCUUAACUCACACUACACAUUUCCGGUCCGGUCUCAUCUGUAGACAUGCAGCUGCCUCAGUAAGAGAAGUAGCUCGAUCACGUAAUGUGUACUGUUGUUUAUUCUACCUUUACCGGCACGGCUAACAGUGUAACAAGGCAAAUAGCAGAUGGCUAACUCUAACUUUAGUUUGCAUAUUACAUGGUGCUUUACUGUAAACUCAGCGCGACCAAGACCAGCACAGCGGGGAACAUUGUGAAGUGGGUUGAACUGAAAUUUGUUGACUUAUUGUGUAUUUCACAAACUGGUUUAUUUACCGUUGAGGUGGACCACUCUCCUCCGUGCGUCCCUGAGCUGCCUGCUUCGGAUCCGUCACUCUGCUGUGCUGUGAGGUAGUUAGUGGAUGAAGAUUGUCAUGAGGUCGCUGCGCCAUCUACAGGAUAAGUCUGGGAACUUUUCAAAUGUUGGAACAUUUGUGAAGUGAAACCGGAUCGUAUUCUCCGCAAUUUAUUUCUGAAAAUAUCGGCGAAAAUUGGCGAGUUUUGGCUGAUUAUUGAUUAGUCUCAAACAGGCUAAAAUUGCCCAAUUUAAUUGGCUCGCUGAUAAAUCAGUCAGGCCCUAGUAGAGAGUUCCAUACAUGCAAUAUCUAGGAAAGUAAGCGCCCGUUGUUGGAAUGUCAAAAUAUGAGGGGUUUUCCAUUGUAUAGCCACAAUUUUCUUUGCUGCUGUUAAUCCAGCAAAAAAGAUGUGAUUCUGUGUACACUUCAAAUGCAAAUUGGGAUAUAUUGUUGAAUAAAAAUGUGGUUAGAGAUGGUAUAAUAUCAAUAGUUGGAAGUAAUGAGAGUUUAGUAGCAACCAUCCUCCAAAACUCUAAAACCUCUUGGCACUCCCAAAUCAUGUGGAAAAUAGUACCAAGAGCAUUGGACGUAGAUAAAACUAUAAUUUUUUAAUUUGGAUUUGAACUGUCACAUUUAUUUGCUUGUAUUGAACUGGUCAACCCAAAUGGCUAAUACUGUCACAGCUGAAUUUUUGCGACAAAAAAAAAACAAACAAACAUCAACAGAUCUCUCUCGCUCUUUUCUCCAAGGUCCUGGAGCCUGAUGAGGCUGAACAUCUGUUUGACUCCCUGCUGCCAGACAUGGUGCAAUUAGCACUGAGAGCAUCUGAGCUCUGCACCAAGGUAACGGCCAUCACUAACCAACACGCACUGACUCACUGCUCUGUGACACAGUAGAUCACUGACACAGGUUGAUCCCAGAGGUCACGACAUGACAAAUUAUCUCGUGAAAUGGUUGUAAAAAGCGUGAGGUCAAGGCACGUAGCCAUUGAUAGUCAUUUGUCCGAUGUUUUAUAGUCCGUUUGGUCAUCUGGUGCUUUGGUGUGUAGAUGAUUAACAGCAGUGUGUGUGUAUUUGCAGCCAAAGAAAUCCUAUUAAAAAUGAUUUUGUGUCUUUGUUUCGAACGUACAUUAAAUAUCAGUCUAUUUAGUCGAAGUACUAAGAUGUAAACGCUUAUUCUUAAUGAACUUUUUGGCACAGUUAUGUCAGCAUUUAAACUAAAGUGCAUUAUAAAUCCUCUAAUCCAGCUAAUUUCUCAAACUGGACGCUCUGACUCAUCCAUCCUUGUUGCUGUUUUUCUUAAAAUGGUGACUUUUCGACUCUAAACUCAUAAACUACAUUUUCCACCCCUCACUAUGUAGUCAUUGUAGGAGUGCUGGUACAGACGCACAGAUUAUAUAUGGGGAGUAUGGAUCUUUUGUGAACAAAGAUGGAGAUUGAUUGUAAUCAUAAUGGCUGAUUCAAGAAGCGCAGAGUAGAGCCAAAUUACUACAUUUAUGUAACACACUUCAGCGUCUCAUUUGGACAAAUGGACCAAACAAAUUAUUUUGACCUUCCUCAGCUGUGCUUGUGUGUUCCUCCUCCAGCCGAUACCCCUCCUCAAGGCAGGCAUGAACCACUCCAUCACCGUGUCUCAGGAGCAGGUGGCAUGUCUGCUCGCCAACGCCUUCUUCUGCACCUUCCCCCGCCGCAACUCCAGGAGGUCUGAGUACUACAACUAUCCGGACAUCAACUUCGUCAGGUAAUCUACGGCUGUGCGGUGGUUUCAUAUGUCCUGGAAAUGACACAGUCAGGAGAAGCAGCCGUGACAACUAGCUUCAUUUCCAUGAGGGGGCACUACUGUAUAUGCUUUUCUCACUAUUCUGCUGGAUGUUAAAGCAAAUAUUUACAUUGUUAGUAUAUGAAAGCAAAUUAAACACUAUCUUAAUCCCUAAACUGACUUUAAACUCUAAUAAAUAAUUACUCUAAAUAUGACAUUGAGUGCAACAUUCACUGUCUUUUUGCUGUAGAAGUUUUAAAUUAAAUAUUUGUUUUUUGGUGUUUUGUUGUUUUGCUUUUAACAGAUUUACACAAACACAAAUUUAAAAAAAGGAGGUCUUUCGCUUUGAAACCCAUCCAAGUUCUCAUUGCGGAGAUAGUCUUCAGAGUCCUGCACAGUCAUGUCCCCCCAUCUCUGCUGGCAUCACAGUGUAAUUACCUAAAUGGAAGAGGGAAUUAGAUUAACUUUGACUCAGAUGGCUGCUUUUGACUGUGGAGAAGGCCAUUGGCUGAUUUUUUUUUUUUCAGAGGGAUGUUACGGAGUUCAAUCGCAUCAGUAUUUCAUUCACACAAACACACUGUUUGAAUAUAAAAGACGAGACGUAGUCAUCUUUUAAGGGUAGUGGUCCCCAGACACUAAUUUGGAUUAAAAGCAGGUGUUAAAUACUUUAAAAUAUAUCUUUUAUAAAACUCCUUUUUUAUAUGCUGGAGUCACUUAUACCCUUUUCCUGUGUUACAUCAUAGUUGUCUUCACUCUGUGGGGGGUAUAUUGAUGUUAUAUAAUUGAAUAUUAAUUCUCUUCUACUCAAAGACCCUCGUGUGAUUUCUGCUUUUGUCAAAGCCGGCUCUUGUCUUUGCUGGUCCGUCAAAGACCUUGCCCUGAGGACUACACGGCACACAAGUGUUUUCAGGGACCACGCUGACAAAAAAAAGAAACCCAUGUAGGAGUCGACUUCGAUGAAUGAGUUUCCAGAGCCUGGGGGGGCUCUCUCUCAGUGCAUCAAGCUUUUGUCGUUAUUUCAUUGCACUCGCAUGAAAUUUCUGUCUCUUUAUUGUGGCAUGUGAGGCCGGCUAUGUGGGUCCUAUAUAGAGUUCUCUGGCGAGCAAGAGGGCGAGCAUGGCGCCGAAAGUGCACCCAAACCAGCUGCUUUUUGUGCGCCUUUAUUUCUCCUCCUCAGGACUCUCGUUACUUAAAAGGGACACUUAAUGUAUCCUCAAGGAGGACGCCCUGUCUUCCUCUCUGUCCCUUCUUUUUGUCAGAGUGCUGUGAUGUGGCACACGAGUGUGACUCUGUGAUGGCAAGCCUGGGGGCGACCCCAUUGUCGAACAACGUAGGAACAUCCUACAUAAGCGGCCGGUGACUGAAUGGGAAGCUGAGGGAGAGAUGGACUAAUUCACGUCAAAGUUAAAGCUUGACUGAACUCACAUGGCCAGAGUGGAGGUCUCCACAGCGCUCGGUACAUGGAGAGUCAUUUUUCCUGCUCCCUGGUGUGGCUAUUUAAUCUCCACUGAAGCCGAAAGAGCUGGUGGUUGGGUGUGGUGCCAUGUUUCGAUGAACAGCUCAGAAAAUGUGAAGCACUUUUGGAAAACAGAAAAUAUUUCAUGAUCUAUAAUUUUACAGUCUCUGAUCUUUCUCUUUUAGACUUUUCGAGGGCUCCUCUUCAAGAAAGAUUGAGAAGCUGAAAACCUUGAUGUGCUAUUUCAAAAGUGUCACUGAAAGAAGUAGGUGUUAGGAGCUGAUGAAAAAUGAGUAAUUAUGAGGGAAAACUAAAAUACGGUUUGUUAAAUUUUGACUCUCUUUGAUUUUCAGAGCCCACUGGACUUGUCACGUUCACACGGAAAAGCCUGGAUAAACCUCUGGAUUGGACAAGGUGCAGUAAACUGUUUUUGUCAACUGUUAAAAUGAGUUGGUUUUGUUAGUCUGCUGAAUCUAACACAGUGUUGUCGACUCUGAGGAAGCGAGCGAGGAUAGAUCGUUUCAGCCGGAGUCGAUAAGAGUAUAAAAACAGUUCAUUAUUUUUCUUUCAGCUCACAGACUCUGCUCACAAAGCUCCACAUAACUUGUGAAGGCACCAUCGAGGAUGAUGGUUAUGGGAUGCUUCAGGUAAGAUGAAGAGGAGGGAUAUAAAAGCGCAAAGUUAGAGAGAGAUUUAAUCAGACUUUACCUGAAAGAAUCCUGUUUUUUUUCCCUUAAGGGGGCUCUUACUUUGAGAGAUACUCCCCCCCUACUCUUGCUUCCCUCCCUCCUCCGUUCUCUCUGUUGUAGUCAGUCACCGAGCCGCCUCCUCCUCCUCCUCUUAGAGAUUUUCACCCAGAAUGCUUACUGCUGCUGAAAAGGCCUUUGAGGGGAGCCUGCGACGCAUCACUGGGAGUGUGCGCUGGGACUGGGGUCGAGGCCUCUGAGCCUCCUCUGCUCUUCGUGUCGGCCCCGUUUCCUGCACACUGUCAGGACGGCCCGCUCUGCCUUUCACCUUUUGUCUGCCUCCGGUUGCCACGAGCUGACAGUUGAUGUGCACACAUGACCAGCUCCGGGGGCUCGCCACGGCCCCCGGAUUGAUGGAUGCUCUGCUGGGGUGGGGGGUUGCAGCUUGACAGCCUGUCAAAGCAGACUUUAGAGGCUGGCUCACUGUCCCAGAGUUGAGUGACCAGUUUAGGGAGAUGUGCUGCUCGCCCCCUUUUGCAGCGUCUUUCUGGGGUGGUGACGGGGUUGCUUGGGGCCGUCUGCAGACCAAUGAGCAACAACUGUCAGUCCUCAAAUUGAAUUAUACGUUCCCCGUGGCUGCUCCCUGACUUUAACAAAGAGUUCUCAUGAGACUCAUAUUGUCUUUCGGAUCACAAACAGGCUAAAAUUAACAAGUGCAUCAGCGUCACCAAUAGAUGCGCACAAACCCCAAAGAAAAAGGAGGAAAACAGAUCGCAAGAACCUGUCAGCAGUCAGCUAAGCAGCAUGUUAUGACUGGAGGGAGAUGUUUACUUUGGACCGCAGGAUUGCUCUCUUGUUUUGAUAUUUUCCACCGGUGGCAGCACACCUAAGUGCAGCUUCAGGGAGGAGCCUAUUCUGGCAUGGGGGACAGAUAUCUGAGUAAUGUGAGCACCUCAGGCCACCAUCGUGAUCAGCUUGUCAAGAGGUUCUGUCACAAAUAGAAGAAAAAAGGGCCGAGACCCUCAGCGGAGUUCAGUUUCCAAAUUUAGACAUCUAUACAGUAUAUUUCAAAGCCAAAGAAAAAGCUCCAGAGCUGUCGUCCUCUCUUAUUUUUGCUUUUUUGUCGUCAAAAAAUGUCUUUAUUUGAAUUGAAAACUCAAAAGGUUUUGCAAAGUCGUGGAUGUAAUGAUUAAAAGAUGUCAUUUGCAGGUGGAUUUUGCCAAUAAGUUUGUUGGAGGCGGAGUCACCAGCUCGGGUCUUGUUCAGGAGGAAAUCCGUUUUCUGAUCAACCCUGAGCUUAUUGUUUCUCGCCUCUUCACCGAAGCCCUGGAUGAUAACGAAUGUCUGAUCAUCACAGGUCAGUCACAAAGAACUGUUACUGAAGUACUCCUGCUGUUCAGGUUUUAUUUCAUGACUUAGUCCAUUGAUCCGGAUCAAAUCAAUGAUGCCCUGAGUUCACCCCGCUCAUGCUUGACCUGUAUUCACCAGAAAAACUGUAAUAGGAGACUCCAGUCACACCCAGCAUGGAGUACACACUACACACCUUCAAUUUACCCCAUCCUGGCUCAGCAAGAGGCUGAGUGAUGUUUCUGACAAUUGCUCAGCUUUCUGUGUCUGUCCUUGUCACAUUUGGUUUUGUGAUUGGCUGUGUUUUUUUUUAGAGUGGCUGUCCUGAUUGCACAGUUGGGUCUUUCUGUUGACUAAUUCCCACUGCCUGUGCUUCUGUAUUGAGUGGCUAAAAACAAACAAGACCGGGACAGGCCAGACUCCAGACUCAAUAACAAGAGCUAGACUUAGGGAGUCCCAGCAGGUGGCUGAUGGCUCCUGUCUGCUUUUUUUCCUUUCCAAUCUGUCUAUCACUGUUGGCUGAAGAUGUUGCAGCUACUUGAUAAUAAUAACAAUAAUAAUAAUAAUCAUAAUAAUAAUACAUUUUAUUUAUAUUGCGCUUUACAUCUGAGAAAACAGAUCUCAAAGUGCAUACAGUGAAAGGCAAUGGUAAAAACAACAAAUAAAAAGAAAAUCAGAAAAUGAAAUCAGCUCGUAAAAAUUUUUCGAAAAAAAAUAAACUAAUAAUGAAAUAAUGCACAAUUAUAUAUCAAUAGUGGGUUAAAACUAGGGCUGUAGUGUCCUAGUCAAUUGGUUGACUUAUUCGUCGAUACCUGCUGAAACGACCAAUCAGAAUUCUGAUUGGUCGACUCGAUUUGUUUCCGCGUCAAUUUACGGUCUAUGGUUAAUUUCAUCAGGAGGAACGUCCCGAGUGCUAAUAAGGGGUGUUUUCAGAGCUCCCCCGUUUCACCAAGCAAAGUCGGAGGUUGAAACAAGAUGGCUACAUCUACGAAAGUUAUUUUAGCGCUUGCCUUGUCCGAAUAUAAGGCAAGCGCUAAAAUAACUUUCGCAGAUGUAGCCAUCUUGUUUCAGGCUUCCAUUUUGCUUUUUCCGUCUUGGUAACUGAAACGCUGGGAACUCGGGUGUGACGUCAUUUUUCGCCCUGGCAUCUGAUUCCCAAGGUAGCUCAAACGCAACAAGAGAGUCAACCAAGAAUUUUUUGGGUUGAUUACAGCCCUAGUAAAUGCCAAAGAAAGACCCUUUUUGAAAACUUUAUCUGGAAAAGCUUUUCCAAACUGUCUUUAUGCAACCUGUAAAAAUCAAAUCAUACGUCAUCCUUAAGCAGAGCCGCCUGCACAUUACAUAACCUGUGGGCUGGACUCAUACAGGAAGUGAUGCAGCACAGCCGAUCCGCAAUCAUACCGAUGCAUCAGAUCUUCGUGCUCUGGCAGAGUCACCUUCAGACUCCUCGCCGGCCGCCCCUCUCCUGCCUCCACUUACGCCACUUAACUUUAUUACUGGGGCCCAGAAUUAAUUACAGCUGGAGGACCUGCCCAAGACCUGCUCUGCUAAUGGACUCUUCCAUUCCAUCAUCUUUAUUAAACCCUGCCCAUAUCUCUUGUCCGUCUCUCUUGUAAAAGUCCAUGCCUUAGCUGCAUGCAUUGCGCCCAUGUGGUAAAUCAUAUUCCCUUGUGAUACGUUUUGGCACACAGCAGAGGAGCUAAUGGAUCCUACCUCUGCUGCACUGAAAUUUGUAAAAGUGCCCAACCGUAAUUGAAUUAAACUUGAUCGCUAGAUAUCUGGCAGUCGUCGGGGCGGUCACAAGUAAAAAUAGCAUCAAGGAGAAGUCAUGUAUUCAUUGAUCGCUGUUACUAACCAAGAAAACGCCGCACAAGCUUGGCAUAAGCAAGUAUUUUUCCUUUUGUUUAUUGAUUCGUCGUUUAGGGAAUAGCCCUUUAGAGAAACCAGUGGUUGCCUCUUGAAGGAUAUGUUUAAACCUUACAUCGACUAUAUCCUGUGUGUAAAUGUGUUUCUGGAGCUUAGCAGCGAAGGUUCUCUUGUGUAGUCAAAUGCAGACAUCGUCAGUUGCCCGCUUUGGCUUUGACAUGGCAAUGAGAUGCGCCCGUGACCUUUUACCGCCUCUCGUCCACCGCAAAUAUGAGACACUUUGUUCUGGUGUAUUUACACAUGAAAGAAACAACCUUCAGGACGAUUGUGAGUUAUAGCCGCUGAUUUUUAUCUAACCUGUUUGUCAUCUAGAAAUAACCGCGAUUAACACGACGCAUCUUUCCGUCGCCCCCACCUGAUAGAAGUACGUUUGGCGCACUGGCUGGUUUCGUAUUCGCAGAUGUCUGUAUUUUCUGAGAAUUUGGGCAGUAAUGAAGAUGUUGUAUCUUUGCAUCUCCAAGAAGUUGUCUCAAUUAGUUGUGCCACUGGUAAAUCAGAAUAAAACUCGGUAAUCUAUUAUAAACCCUAUCCCUCUCUUGUGUUUUGUUUAAGCCAAUCUGAUUGUAAGUGUCAAGUGGCGUGUGCCCUGGAGAUCCCCCCCCCAUGUGCAUCUUCUUAUAACCCUCCACCAAGGCCCCACCACUAAUCACUCGGUUUACUCACUUUGCAGCAUGAAGCAUCCCAGCGAGUGCUCUUAACAGCCAGGUACUAAUGAGCGCUAAUGAAUGGGGAGUUAAUUUGUGGCCUCAUUUGUUUGACUGCGCUGUUGCCCUCCCACCCGCCACUUCCCCCCUUUGUGGGCGCUGAGUGUUUCCCCCCGUGGGCUGUCGGUCAUUUGCUGCUCCUCGUUUAAAGGGAAGGGGAAUAACUUGACCUUCCGUUUGUCACGAGAUGCAUUAUUCUGUUUGAGAAGAUCACAUCAGCUGGAAUGACUGGAGACACACCUCCUUUUACUUAACGGUGAAUAAGUUAAGAGUUCCUGUCGGACUUGGCUAAAUCUGGAGUAAUCUGAUUUACAAUAUUUGGUUCCCACAUUAAGUUGUGAUUUUAGGCUUUUAUAAAUAUAUUUCAUUAAGCUUUUGUUUACAUGAUCAUAUAGGUGAUUCUUGGACUCAAAUGGGUGUUUAUAGUUUGCGUGUAAUUUUUUGGAUGUUCCUUUAUUUUGGCCACUUUAUGAGCAAACAUGAAGGAAGCAAAAUCUUAAUAACAUCUCUUAAUUUCACGCACUUUACGCCACCAACGCCCACUUCAGCAAAUACUUGUCUGCUGCAAAGGUUCCUGGCGCAUUAAGAUGGAGAAGGAAGGGGAGCUUGAGAUGUUGGGUCUCUGUAGAUAGUAAAACAAAGAUAUGUUCUAGACCUCCUCUUGAGACAUUUGUGACAUAUAAAUAAAGAUUGAUUGUCUCACCAUGGUAGCAAAGAGUGAAAAUGUAGAAGCUUUGUAAGAGUGAAAAUGUAUGGCACAGCUGUUGUGUUAGGUUUCAUUAGAUUGCCCAGGUGUUCCUAAUGUUAUGGCUGGUCAGUUUAUGUUCCUGUAAUUUAGUGUCAGCCUACCCAUCUUCCAUCUCUGCCAUUUUAAUAACACCCAAAGUGUUAAAUUCUCAAGUUGUUUAAUAAAAACUGAAAUGAACAUGUUGAUAUUUUAAUGACAAGUGAGAAUAAUGUGCUUCUUUUUAAAACCAGGUACACAGCAGUACAGUAAAUACACAGGCUACGCUCAGACCUACAAAUGGACCGGCUGCCACCAGGACACAACUCCAAGGUACUUAGUAAAAGUCAAAAAGCUUAAUAAGCUAGGGAUAAUGUAUAGUGAGCAGGUGGUUACACGUAUUAGAGUAUGGGAACAAAUAUUUGGACUUCUGUUUACAUAUUGAUUGUGUGAUGAGGUUGCUCCUGUUGGGAGUUAACCACGGUUAUAAAGGGGUUAUGAAAAAUCAGAAUCAAGAAGGUUCAGGUUCAGGCAUGUCAAACUAAUAUCACACAGAUGACACAUCUUUUACUACUACUAUGAUAUCACUACUAUUUAUAGUCCAGGGGUGAUAAAUCUUACCAUGUUUUGUAUCUUCUCCCGCUAUCAAGAAGUUUGCUUUUGGCGUUGUGUAAAAAAAGCAGGCCAGCUGUCAGGGGUAUUGGAGUAAUUUAAUGGGAGCUCCUGUAUUGAACACAGAAGUUGGACGGAUAAAAACAUUUUCAAUUUUGUAAAUUUUGGUUGUAAUUUGUCUUCUUUCAUUGGUUCCAGGGACGGUUGGCAGAGGAGAUGCACAGAGAUUGUAGCCAUUGACGCGCUCCUUUUCAGGAGCUUUCUUGAGCAGUUUAACCCAAAGAGUAUCGACCGGGAACUCAACAAGGUCCAUUCUUAAAUGUCCUGUCUUUCUUUCUUCUCACUUGUAAUGAGUUUAGUUUUCUGCUGUUUGUUCCUCUGGUGUAUUUAACUUUAAACACCUGUGUGAGCAGAAACUAAACACCACAGUAAAUCGGUGUUGAUCGUGGAUAGAUGAGCGCUGGCUGCUCUUUGAUUUUAUGCUUUGAUCUUCCACUUUCAUGUCUUUCAAACAGAAUUAUAAUAUUUUAACUUUUCUGAAUGUUGACUUUACUCUGAUGAAUUGACUUUGAUGUUGAUUUGGUUGAUAAUUGGAAAGCUGUUUCGUUCAAAAUGUCAGCUGAUGGGAGAAUUGACUCGUGUUAAAGUUUCCCAAGGUGAAUAUUUGAGUCGUAGAUGAAUGUCGCUUUUUUGUAAUGUAGACAAAUGAAGUGAGUAAUAACUGUAAAAAAAAAUGGUCCAGUCAGGGUAAUUUUGUCUCGGAGCCAUGCAUCAUCAUUGCUAAAUUUACACGGUUAAUCUUACAAUCGCGAAUCCUCCAGCGUGCGCAAUCACCUCAGCGAAACAUCUUCAUUCAUACGAGAAAAUCAAGAUGUUUAUAUUGUCGAGUCAGCUGUCACAGGCAUGGAUGAGUUUGACAGCUCUGACAAGGAGGUGAGGAAUGCACCAACAUGGAGAUCAAUCGUGUUUUGAAUAUUGGCUACUCGAAUGUCAUGUCUGCCCUUUCACUGGAGGAAUUUAUGACUAGUCAGGGAGGAGGAUGGACCCUAACUAUUCAUUUUCACUUUUCACGUAAUGUCCAGUGUGAACAUAAUGUCCUCCGUUUAAAAACCUGCUUUCAGAAACAUAUUUCUCACCCGACACCCAGCCCACACGGCAUGUCGUCACGUCAAAUGCUCUUCUUCGUGUGCUUGGGUUUAGUCUGUUAUUUAUAUGUAAAAAAAAAAAGGCCUCCCCAAUUUUAUUCCAAUUGCAAUUCAAUUGAGAAAACAUGUGUGAAGUGACAGAGCCUUACCAAAUGGAACAGUGUUAAAAAUGUAUGUUCAGCCGGGCAAACCAACCUUCAUGUGUUCAAGCGUUGAAUGAUGUGUCAAGCACAGACCUGCAGGCAAAUGGAAUUACUAUGUUGCUUCUCUGUGUUCCAUUUGUGUUUGAUAGCGCGGAGACGUUCUGUCGAGCUGCUCCUGAUAAAACAUACCACUGAUCUGGAACAGUAAGGCUGAUCGCAAGACCUGAGGCCCCCCUUUUUAUGUACCAAAUGACACAUCAUUCCCUACUCACCUGAGCAGCCGGGUGUCGUUUAGCUGACAGCUUGAUUUAAGAUCGUUCAGAGGAAACCUGGGUCAUUCAGAGUUUUGGUGACAGUGGGACUUUGCUUAUCAUGAGGAGAAGGCAGAAUUUAAAUUCUCACUCUAUUUGCAAGCUAUAUUUAUCUAUUUUUGUGCUCCCAGAAGAGAAAAUGUUCAGAGAGAAGAAAUAAUCUACAAAAAAAUAUGAACAAAUCUCUGUUGUAUUGUCUAAAUCCUUUUUUAUCCAUGUAAAAAAAAAGAUAUUUGUGGUUUAAAUUAGGGAUGGGCGAUACAUUAUCAUUCACGAUAUAGCAUCUGAAAAAUCCUCCAUGAUAAAUAUCUGCCAUCUCAUGAUAAAUACGAUUAAUGCAAGUUGAUGACGUAAGCGCGAGCGACGAACUCGCAGCCAUAGCUCACACUGAGCAGAAUAACAAACACUUCAAUUCACUUCAACUUUAUUAUGUCCCAAAAUGGGCAAAUCAGGUUGCAGCAGGCACAGGCAUUUAAAACACUGCCAUAUAUCAUAAAAUAAAAUAAAAUACAUUUACAUAAAAAAAAACAGUUCAGGAGGUAAAAAAGAAUUAAAGAUGAUUUAGAGAGUAAAAAAAAAAGUAAGGUUAGUUUUCUCCAUAACCUAUCACUCAAACUUGUGGUUAAGUAUCUUAUUUGACUACUCCAACUGGUGUUCUCAAGACAAAACGAGUCAAAAAUAUAGAUUACAUUUAUAAUAUUUAUUCUUGGGACUUUUAUCGUUAUCGCCUGAAUGGCAAGCCUUAUUGUGCUAAAAAAAAAUUUUUCCCGUAUCACCUAUCCCUAGUUUAAAUGUCUAUAACAGCUCAGCUCUUGGGUCAAAAACUUCACUUUGUUCUGGACAGGCCUAAGCUGACCUCUGUCUGGGAUUGUUUUCGGCUUUGUGUUUACAUCACCCUUCCUCACAUGCUGCCUCUGAUCUUGAACCUACAUUCAGGCGUACUGUGGCUUUGCUCGCCCAGAGGAGAAAAGCCAGAACCUGGCAGCGGUCGCCACAGGGAACUGGGGUUGUGGCGUUUUUGGGGGUGACACACGUCUGAAAGGUAAGCUCUGACGUCUAUCACAAUGUUUACACGUUGUCCUCACUUCACUUAGCAGACUAAGCGGACUCUUUCUCCUUGAUACCACAGAAUAAAUUUCAGAAAGCUCCAGCAGAUCGGCGCGAGCGUCCAUUUGUCUUCGGGGAAUGCGUUCAUUUAGUUAAGGCCUAUUCGUCGCCUUCCUUCUAUUGAUCAAACGACAAAGUUAAUAUGUUUCAUUAAUAGUGAAAUUGAUCGCCUGCUCAAGUCCAUCAAUCUGUUACAGCUCCUUGUCUGAGCCUUGUAUCACUGUCACUGAGCAGGGAACAUCAGGAGAGUUUCCACUUCGCAGUCGUGGCUGUUUCUCUCUGUCUGCCUGACAGCUUUCGUGCUCAUAAACUCUACUAACAUCCCUGCAUAUUUGGUAAUUAGCUGCAGCAAGGUAGCUCCCUCCAUAGGCAUUAGCGCCUACUGUCUACUUAAUGACAGGCCUCAUGGGAAGAGCUUCUUAGUUCAAACACUGCUCUAUACCUUGGUUUAACCCCGAUGGCCUCGUAUCACUGCGCAUCUUUUAAUUGUCAGAUAAUUCUUAAAAAGAAAAGCUGAGGAGAGAGAAACUGCUGAAGUGUCGGCACACUCAGCUUCCCCCCUUUUUCUGAAAAUGUUGAUUCAGUUUUGCUCAUUAAUUGGCCACCAUCCCAGCCUUCAUUAAUCAGCAGAUAUAUUUCCAGUCUGUUGAAAUAUUCACAGCUCUCCAGGGUCAGACCUGGCCUCUCUUAACUAAUCUAGUACUCAGUGGGGGUGAGACCUAUUCCCUUGUUCACUUGCCUUUUGCUGUACUCAGAGGCAGAUACUUCACGCUCUUAGAGGUAACAUUAGCUAACGGAUGAGUCUCUGGACUUUCGUUUGUUUGAACUUUGCUGGAUAUUCAUGAAUAAAAGGACCAGACUGUAGCCUUGAAAAAGAGAAGCGCGUUACUGUAAUAUUGCAUAUUUUGCCUCUCUCACUGUGGAAGUGUUUCUUCUCCUUCAGCUCUGCUCCAGAUGCUGGCAGCUGCUGAGGCGGGCCGAGAUGUGGCCUACUUCACCUUUGGUGACAGCCAGCUCAUGACAGAUGUCCACAACAUGCACUCUUUCCUCACCCAGAGGAACGUCAGUGUUGGUGAGGAAAACAACUGCUUCUAUAUACAGCUUUAUCGUUUCUUCUCAUUUUAUAUGACUUUUGUGAUCACGUUUUUUAACCAUGCGAUAAGACACUGAAACAGCAGAUUGUUAUCCCUGAAAGCUUGUUCACAUUUAUGAGUUGUAUCAAAAGGAUAUUCCGGCUUAAAAUUGAUUUAGGGUCAAACACAGCGUAACACCGAGUUAGACACCUCCUCGAGAGAUGAAUGUUGCUGAUCACUUGCUUCUCUAGUUAUACUAACUUUUUAGUAAUGACCGCACGAUAGCAAUACACAGCGGUCUCAGGAGCCACAAACUAACCUCAGCUAAAACGCCACUCUAUAGACACAAAUAAUGUUUAGAACAGCAUCUAACUUCAUCAACAGUACAACUGAUCAUUAUUUGUGGCUAUAGAGUGGCGUUUUGAUUAAGGUUUGUUUUUAGCUCCUCAGACUGCUGUGUAUUGCUAUCGUGCGGUUGUAACUAAAAUUGGUAUAACUAGAGAAGCAAGCGGUCUGCAACAUUCAUCUCUCAAUGGGGGUGUCUAACUCAAUGUUACAGUGUGUUUAUCUCAAAUUAAUUUUAUGCCAGAAUAUCCCUUUAAAGUUUACUCAAGGGACUACACAAGAUACACAACCUCUUUGUUUUCCUCACAGGGGAGGUGUAUGAUCUUCUGGGGCAGUACCACAGCUCAGUGUGCAAGAGCUGCCUCGGUCGGCGCCCUGACGUCAGCCUCUACUCCUUCAUCUACCAACAGGUCGGCUCCUCCCUGGCGCCGGAUGACUUCAACAGUGGCUCGUCCAGACAACACGUCCCUGCAGAUAGCAGUUAAGGUCAAGUGGCCGAUGAGUCACUCAGCCUUAAUGUAGGAAAACGAAACAUUUACCGACUUAAAGCAUUCACAGUUUGCCUUCAGAUUUCAUUUUUCUCUAAUUUUUUUGCUGGACUCUCUUUGAAUAGGUUUGUUUACUAAGAGUGGUCUCCACUGCUGAUAAAACAUGAAAAUCCAGGCUAUGGAGAUCCUUUUUGACAACAGCUGAGCAGCUGAAGGUGAUUAGUUAUGACCCUGCCGCGCACUGUCGUCCAAGCUGUGUUCAUUUCGCUGCAGCUGGUAAUACGCCAAUGGAUUGAGCUUCAAUACGGCGCAAUCGUGAUUUUAAUGGUGAAGCAAAGGUUGCCAUCCAUCUUCUCAGUUUGUCAUGUUGCCUUUUUUACACCCACACAUAUCCAGCCUAAUUGAAUUGGCUGUCAGAAAUCAAGUUAAAGGAAAAGAAUAACAAGAGGCGGGCUUGGAGAGCUUGAAGUGCUCGCAGGAAAGCGGUUUGAUUUAAAGAGCAGCCUGGCUCUUUGUGGAAUUAUCUCCUACCUCCCGCAUUUAUAGAACAAUUCUAGUUUUAAUCACCAUGAAUUCGUUUAUUUGUUGUUUUUUUGCUGCGCUUUUUAUGAUACCAACUGAAACCCUGUUGCACUUAAAAAUAUUAAUAGGAUUCGUGUUUCUCUAGAAAUCUCAUAUUUGUCGACCUUCGUACAUUUAUAAAGCUGGGCUGAAAUGAAAAGUGAGACAUUUUGUAUUGAAAUCUUGUUUCUCAAACAUCACAAAUAAAAUCACUCUGAAGUUAA